CUCCCUCUGCGACUGCGACGGUGGUUCCGGUGAGGAUGGCUGCAGCCAUGGCGGCUGCUGCUGCGGCCCGGGCCGGGCCUGGGACCCGGGGCCUGAGGGGACCUCUGCCACUCGUGGUGAUUCUCGGGGCCACGGGCACGGGCAAAUCCAAGCUGGCACUGCAGCUGGGCCAGCAGCUUGGCGGCGAGAUCGUCAGCGCCGAUUCCAUGCAGGAUCUAGAGCCAGAAGGGCUUCUUUAAUCCAACCUUCCUCUACUCCCAUUACACAGAUGAGGAAACUGAGGCCAACACAAGUAAAGUGAUUUGUUCAAGGCUACUUAGGGGGUAUAUGAGGGUCUAAAUAUCAUCACCAACAAGGUUUCUCCCCAAGAACAGAGACUCUGCCAGCACCAUAUGAUCAGCUUUGUGGAUCCCCUUGUGAUGAAUUACACUGUGGUGGACUUCAGGAACAAAGCAACUGCCCUAAUUGAAGAUAUAUUUGCUCGAGAGAAGAUCCCAAUUAUUGUGGGAGGUACCAAUUAUUAUAUUGAAUCCUUGCUCUGGAAAGUUCUGAUUAAUACCAAGGGAGAAGCUCUUUAUUCUUCAAAGGAAAUAUGUAAGGAAGAGAAAGUGAUUGACAGAAAAAUGGAAUUGGAAAAAAUGGAUGGCCAUGAAUUGCAUUACCGACUAAGCCAGGUGGACCCAGAAAUGGCAGCCAAACUGCACCCACAUGAUAAACGUAAAAUAGCUAGGAGUUUGCAAGUAUUUGAAGAAACAGGAAUCUCACAUAGUGAACUGCUCAGUCGUCAACAUGCAGAAGAAGGUGGGGGCCCCCUAGGAGGCCCCUUGAAGUUCUCUAACCCCUGUAUCUUCUGGUUACAUGCAGAUCAAGCAGUUCUAGACCAGCGCCUGGAUAAGAGGGUGGAUGAAAUGAUAGCUGCUGGACUUUUGGAAGAGCUGAAAGAAUUUCAUAGACGCUACAAUCGGGAGAAAGUUGCUGAAAAUUGUCAGAACUACCAACAUGGCAUCUUUCAGUCCAUUGGCUUCAAGGAGUUUCAUGAAUACCUGAUCAGUGAUGACCAGUGCAGUCCAGAAACCAGUAAUCUCCUCCUUACAAAAGGUAUUGAGGCUCUAAAACAAGUGACCAAGAGAUAUGCUCGGAAACAAAACAAAUGGGUCAAAAAUCGCUUCUUAAGUCGCCCUGGACCCAAUGUGCCCCCGAUUUAUGGUUUGGAGGUAACUGAUCCCUUAAAAUGGGAAGAGUCAGUUCUGGGACCUGCCCUGCAGAUUGUGGGAAGCUUCAUCCAGGGCAAGCAGCCUGUAGCCACUCCUAUAAGGAUGCAGUGUGAUGUAAAUGAGAAUAAACGGAGUCAUCACAGAUGUGAACUGUGUGACAGAAUCAUCAUUGGGGAUCGAGAAUGGGCAGCCCAUACAAGGUCCAAGUCACACCUGCACCAGCUGAAGAAAAGAAGAGUGGAUCCUGACACUUGUGCCACCUUGCCAAGUCAAAGCCAUUUCCCUGGACCUGAUGAAAGAACUCUAUGAGAGGGUUUCCCCUGUCUGGAGGAUCAAGGGAUUACAUUUUCCAUUUGAGAAGCAUGUGUCCAGCCAGGGCACAGGCUGACUGAACUCACUGGCCAGAAAGCAAUGCCUAACCUGGGAGAGGGAGAGAGGGCCAUGAGGAACCCAGUGGGCCCCUCUUGUCAGAAGAGUUUCAGAAUGGACUGUCUUCCAGCCCUGGCUGCUUAUGCCAGCUCUUCCAGAGGGGGCUGGUAACAGCUCUGGUAGGUGGGGGCAGGUUGAAAGAGUUGGUACUGUUAUAGAAAAUCUCUUUUUAAAAAAGAUACCAAGAACAUUUUUUUUACCUUUCACUAACUCUUUUGUGAAGCUGCCUCUGACUUUUAUCAGACAAAGACUGUCGCCUCCGAAGCAAAUGCUUGGCCAGGAUAAGCACUUGGAAUCCCAGGCUUCCUAAUCAGGAGUGUUUAAACAUUCAUUUAGUCACUCAACAAACAUUUGACCACUCUCUCUCUCUCUCUCUCUAUAUAUAUAUAUAUAUCUUCAAGGCUCUUUGGUUUCUUAUAUUCAAUUAUAGAAUCAUCUGAACCAGUUUCUGGUAUUUCGACUGGGAACAUUUCACCAGGGUAGUGGAAAUCAGGCUGGAACCAGUGCAAUUAUGAACGUGUAAACACAGACCAGAAAAGGAUAUUCACAUUCAAGAGACUUUAAUAAAAAUUGUUUCAUUAUCUAGUUGGGAAGGAAGCAGGUCCAUGACUGAAGACCUGAAAUAUGAAUAUUCAUGCACGUGAGAUACUGCAUAAUAAAAGUUGCCUCAUUAUCUAGUUGAGAGCCUGGCUCUGCAAGUUGAAUAAAAGAAAAGCUACGGAUGCACAAAAUCCUCUGGUUUGUUGAGACAUGGGACAUGGGACUAUUUCCAGAGCUGUCAUGAACUGUUUUAACGUUAUGGCCUCUUAAUUUGUAUCUGUUUAGGAAUAAAAUUAGUUACUAUAACUGGA
Molecule: messenger RNA, 2494 nt
Organism: Monodelphis domestica (gray short-tailed opossum)
Lineage: Eukaryota; Metazoa; Chordata; Mammalia; Didelphimorphia; Didelphidae
Source: RefSeq, a predicted model, not a curated record